AUGCCAGGAUUAGUAGCAGAGAUACUGGGGGACUAUGGGACCAUAUUGCAGAAAAUAGGCCUUUUCCUGAGAAGAAGAAAUGGGAGUACAAUAGAAUGCAUAGUUCAUGGUGCGUCGUUGACACACUCCCAGGCGAUUCAUGGCCUUUCGCUGAUGAUACAGCGCAGACUUGUGAAGUAUUUUCAGUAUGAAAAGAAGGUUUACUAUGUGCUGGACACAAACAUGGCAUACAGAAGGAUGUAUUUUGGGAUUUAUUGCAGUCUUGUUGAGGAUCUUUUUGGAGAAGAGGCUUCUAGGGAGUUUAUGAAGAUACUGGUGAAUGGGUUUACCAAAGUGGAUGGAUCUUUGCAGGGAAGUGCUGAGAAGCUUGUUGAUACAGGUGUAGUCAUCUCAAUAGGCAGGAAGGAGGCAAGCAUAUUGGUUACAGGAUCAAGAGACCUAGGGGAAUAUAUGGCAAGAGCCAAGCAAGAUGAGGAAAUGCACAGGAAAAGCAGAAAAACGGCUGAGAAGCCAAGGUUUUACAUCAUCGACUUUGAUGCCUUGCAUUCCAUGAUGAUAAACAGUAGACUUCUGGCUCUUGUCAAGAAAAGAUAUUUGUCAAAGGCUGAAAGGAUUUACAGAUCCAUCCUCAGAUGUAAUUUAGUAACUGUGGAUACCAUAAUGGGGGACCUUGAGGGUGAAAUGGACAUCACCAGAGGAGACGUUGUCUCAUGCAUCAAAUACUUCAGCAACUAUGGAUUGCUCAGGAAAAGCCUAGAUUGUACAGAAACCUAUUUCAAGGAUGGAGAUGACAUAAGGAAGAUUCUUGUGGUAGACUCAUUAAACAGGAUUCUCUCGGAAAACAGUAAAGAGGCACGGAGGAUCUUUAACAUGAUGCUAGAUUACAAGGCAUUGGAGGACAAGGACAUUGUGGUCAAGUCUCUUGUUCCUUCACAUGUUGUCAAGAAGGCAAUUCUUAUGCUCCAUUCAAAUGGAUUUGUGGUGCUAAAGCACACUGGACCGGGAGACACCAAACCUGUGCCUGAAUGGCAAGUAGAUAUUGACCGUGCAUCAAGGAUUGUAGGCGAAGAGAUCAAGCGGGAGCUAGAGAAGUCGUGGGCGCUAAUAAACCAAAGAUGGCGACGUAUUGGAAGCGGUGGCGAUGAUGAGGACGGGGGAAGCAAAGAACUUAGCAGGAUGUUGGGCCUAUCAUUGGACUUUUUUGUUCUUGGGAUUCAAAAUAUAGCCUUCAAGACUGAGAUAUUUUGA
Messenger RNA from Encephalitozoon hellem ATCC 50504, 1248 nucleotides. RefSeq lists its product as uncharacterized. Gene Ontology annotation, cellular component: RNA polymerase III complex. The transcript has a single exon. Gene Ontology annotation, molecular function: single-stranded DNA binding. The record is from RefSeq and is a predicted model, not a curated record. The coding region runs from base 1 to 1248 and encodes 415 amino acids. NCBI's taxonomy places the organism in Eukaryota, Fungi, Microsporidia, Unikaryonidae.